GUUUGAAAUAUAAAUAAAUAAAUAAAAUAACAAUGAAUAUCAAUAGAAAUACAACAAAGUUAUUACAAAAAACCCUUAACCAGUGUUCAAUAUUGAAUGCCACGCGUUUUGCCAGCAAAACAACAGCCGAGUACUGCAUUGAUUCUGUAAAAAAGUACGAUUAUGAAAAUUUUGUAUGUACGUUACUCUUGAAGAAUUCGAUAAGAUGCUCCGCUUUCGCCAUACGAAGUUUUAACGUAGAAAUAGCUCAAGUGGCCGAGCAAGUUUCUCAAGAGACGAUAGGCCAAAUGAGGUUGAAGUUCUGGGAGGAUACAGUAGAAAAAUGUCUAUCGAAUGAUUACAAAGCAGUGCCUAAGCAUCCUGUAGCUCAAGAACUAUUUAAAGCUAACAGUAGACAAAAACUAACCAAGAGAUACUUAAGGAAUUUAAUUUUAUCAAGAAAAAACUCGCUAGGUUUAACGAAUUUUAAUACAAUAGAGGAUAUAGAAAAUUAUUCGGAUCAUACCGUAUCGAGUAUUUAUUAUCUAGUCUUAGAAUCUUCAAACGUUAGAAAUGUCCAUGCAGACCAUGCUGCUUCGCAUCUAGGAAAAGCUCAAGGAAUUGUGCAGCAAAUAAGAAGUGUUCCUCACGCUAGACGCUUGAACUUUUUACCAAUACCCUUAGAUAUUCUAGUCAAAAAUAAAGUGGUCCAGGAGGAUGUGCUAAGAGGGAAGAAAAGCGAGCAAUUGACAGAUUGUAUAUUUGAAUUUGCCAGUAGGGCCUACCAGCAUUUAAAAAAAGCGAGAAGUUUAGCCGAAACCGUUCCACAAGAAGCUAAAAGUGUUUUUUUACCGGCUGUUCCCAUUUAUAUGUACCUGGACAAAUUGCAGAAAGUAAAUUAUGAUGUAUUUCAUCCAACAUUACAACGCAGAUCCUGGCAGAUGCUGCCUAAAGUCUGGUUAGCGAAUUUUAGAAAUGUAUAUUGAUUCAAGUUCAUAAAAUAUUUUUGUAGUUUA
This is a messenger RNA of Phyllotreta striolata, 995 nucleotides long. NCBI's taxonomy places the organism in Eukaryota, Metazoa, Arthropoda, Insecta, Coleoptera, Chrysomelidae. The record is from the annotation of a GenBank genome assembly.